Messenger RNA from Dermacentor albipictus, 3437 nucleotides. NCBI's taxonomy places the organism in Eukaryota, Metazoa, Arthropoda, Arachnida, Ixodida, Ixodidae. The record is from RefSeq and is a predicted model, not a curated record.
AUGGCUGAAGAUCUGGAAGCAGUGAAAUUGGUUAUCAGUUCAAUACUAUUUGCACAUAAAGGACCCAUGACAAUUUCAGAACUAGAAAAGGAGUUCAAGUCUCAUGAAGACCGCCCUGUGCCAUAUCAAAAAUUUGGUUGCACAAAUGUUCGGCAGUUUCUUAACAAAAUCUCCGACACCGUUAUUGUCACGCGCAGCUAUACUGGAGAGGAUGUAAUACAGGCUAAAGCAAAGCAGGAAGUCCAACACAUUGAACGAAUGGUCAAGCAGCAAAAGCCAAGCACAACAAAAGCUAAAGUCCGUCAUGUAUCGCACAAACCACCAGUACGAGGGAAGUAUGUGCAAAGGGGCAUGUAUAGGGGCCGAGGAGGUGGCCGCUCCUUUGGCGGAAGAGACUACUCAACGACAGUCAUGACGUCACAGAAGUUGUGUGAACCUUCAAGUUCUCGUGCCACACCUAGCACUCCAGAUUCUCACAAUGAAACGACAACUACGUCAACAGCCUCAAAUGACGCAGCUCAACGCAGAGGGGUGUCAAGGCUCCACUAUGCAUUACUCAGAAAUACUGGUCUUUUGAACAGUACUGCAACAAACUAUCCCAUCCAUGUGGACCCGAAACAUCAUGUUGAAGGUGAUGCACCCAAUCAAUCCACCCAAUGUGUUAAACAUGAGCCAAUUCCUUAUAUGCCUCUGUCGGUUUCUGACAAUGAAAACUGUAGAGAAGUUACGAACAUAGCUCAGCAUGAACGGUGUAGUGAUGACUCUUCAGGCCAAGCUUCUGGCAGCAAAUCAGCUUCUGUAAAGAGAAAUCUAAAUUAUAUUCCCUGUAACAGCCUUGUUCAGCAGUGGACUGCACAGAAUUGUGUUACCAGCAGCAUGUAUCAGCCUGUCUAUCAACACACUUUGCCUGUGCAAGGUGUCAGCAUUCCCCCCGGUCAGCCUACCUUGAGGCCUUCACUGUGCCGUCCAUUUGUAACUCCGCUGGAAGAAGGGCCCAUUGCUUGUAAUGGUGAAACAAGUGAGCAGUCGACGAGCAGCACGCUCAAUCCCAGUGCUGUUGCAUACGAGCCAAGAUCUAUGAGCAUACGAGCAACUGCCGGCCAAGAUGAACAUGAGCUCACACAAAGAGCAGUCGGUAGAGAGUUUGCUGACAACCAGACACAAGUUGCACCUGAGGUGACGAGCAAGGGAACGUCAACAGUUGAUUUAACUGUUGACAUUCCACAAGGUUUCGCAACUCGCAUUAGGAGCCUUUUGGAGAAGUAUCCCACUGGUCUUGACAUAGAAUUGCUGAUGAAAAUGUGCGAAGAGAGAAUGGGCAGCAGUGCUUACUUUAAGCAGAAUAAGCACCCUCUUGAAAUGUUGCCAGAUAUAUUAUCUUCAGUCUCUUCAGUGUGCAUUAUGCCUGACUCUGGAGGGAAGUUCAAAGUUAUGCUUCCCAACAACGACCAGAAGGAAACGCGAACUGGUGCCCCUGCCCUGCCUGAUGAUCUCCGAUGUGGAUUGUUGUCAAUUCUGCUCAAAAUCCCUCAAGGCCUCGAAGUUUCAGAGCUGCUAGACUUGUAUGAAAGCCGUUUUGGUGAGCAUCGCCACAUCAAAACUCACGGCCAAUGCACAAGCGACUUCAUUCGCAACAUACUGUAUGCAAUUCCUGGCACAGUUGUGAAAAACCAUGGUGAUGGGACACACACCGUACAAAUACUCAAAGAGGAUCUGCAACACCCGAUGCAGAAUGUCGGGCAAUCUGUGCCGCUCUUGGAUGCUGGCGAGUCUGAUUCUUCUGUAGUAAUGUGUGCUUAUCCUGUACAAGAACUACCCAGCUGCUGGACAUUUUCUGUUGCUAUAGGGGAAGUGUUCUCGCCAUCUGAGUUUUACAUCUUAAUUACAGAAGGUGAUGGGCUCAGUCGACUAACAGACUUAAUGACUGAGCUAGAUGCAUUUUACUCCAGCACACCUGCUGAUUUUUACUCCGUGAGUAUCAGUAAUUUGAAGCCAGGCUUCGUUUGUGCUGCUCUGUACACAUGCAAUGGACAUCCACUCUGGCAUCGGGCUGUUGUGCAAAGUGUUCGACUUCAUGAAGUGUUUGUGUCCUACAUUGACUACGGCACGGUAAUGCCUGUGAAAGUUACUGACAUCAGGAGGCUCCGAUCUGACUUUCUUGAACUUCCUGCGCAGGCAAUUAGAGCUUCACUUUUAGGUAUAAAGCCCAAAAACGAACAGGUGUGGCCAUCCAACGCUAAGGAACGCUUCUUGGAGCUAGUACAGAUGGGAGAGUGUAGCUGCUCUGUCAUGAGCAAAGAGCAAGACACCUUAGCUGUAGAGCUAGUGAUGUCUGUUGGCAACAUGGAGUACUCUCUUAGUGAAGUUUUGAUUAACGAAGACUUGGCAGUAAGCACAAUGGUGAAAGAAGAAAUUGCAGCUGGAAAUUUUAUAGAAACAUGGACUUUCUCAGAGGGUCACACUGCCGAUGUGAUCAUGUGGAAUGGGGGACGUUACAUGUCUUCUAUGGGUAUCUCAAAGCUUUUGGGCUGGAAAGAUGACUUGGUGUCAACAAGCCUUUCCAAAAAGGGUAUCAGUCUUGUUGGGCCUUUGCUAGAAAAAAAGUGUGAUCCAGAGCUUCACCUUGAGGUUUCCCUGAGUGAUGGUGUCUUUUAUUUUGACAGUGUCCAGUUGUAUCACUUGCACAAUAUUCCAGACAUUCUCAGAAUCUUGCAACAUCCAUCAGAGAAUUUGAGAAGUGAGCUGGAGAGUAAGGUGGCGAGUUGCACUCUGUCUGAUCAACCUGUGUUUGUGAAUGGAGGCAACAAGAGUGAUAAUUGGUGCCUCAGCUAUGAUGAGUCUUGUAUGUCUCUAAGCAACACGACUAAUGUCAACAACUCGCAAGAGCAAGUUGAUCCUUGUGAAUAUGUGGACAAAAGUAGGACUGAAGAUGUCGAAGAAUGCGGCAGCUCCCAAGACGUAGCAGCCUUCAGACGAAGUCUUCAGACAAAACUAGCAGAAUUGAAGACGAAACGAGCUGCGUUAAGGAUGGCAGCAUAUGAGAACCCUGACUCUGUUGCCACAUCUGACCUGCAAUUUAUUGAAAAAAGGGUUGACUCCUUCAGCAAGGUGCUGAAAGAGCUGGACAUGAAUUCCACCCCGCAAGGUGUGGAGGAGCCUUUCAAGUUGUCCGGUUCUAACUCAUCUAAUCAUUUUAGCAACGUCAGAAGGAGUUCUUCAGAAAGUGUUGUAGACAAAUUUCAAACUAAGCUAUUGGAAGCAUUAAUGACUUCAAAGCAGAAGUGAUGGACUUUACAAAUUUUGUGCUACUUUUAUUAUGUGGUGGAGAACUUACUUACUUUCUUUUUUCUUUUUUAGUGUGCCAUCUUCAAAUUUAGGUUUUCAUAAGUCAUUGUACAAAUCGUGCUGAAUGGUUAAUAAAUCACUUUACUUUCUGA